Messenger RNA from Marmota monax (woodchuck), 7673 nucleotides. RefSeq names its product branched chain amino acid transaminase 1 (gene Bcat1). The record is from RefSeq and is a predicted model, not a curated record. Gene Ontology annotation, biological process: L-leucine biosynthetic process; L-valine biosynthetic process. The transcript is spliced from 11 exons. NCBI's taxonomy places the organism in Eukaryota, Metazoa, Chordata, Mammalia, Rodentia, Sciuridae. Bases 784 to 1941 code for a protein of 385 amino acids. Gene Ontology annotation, molecular function: branched-chain-amino-acid:2-oxoglutarate transaminase activity. Gene Ontology annotation, cellular component: mitochondrion.
CCUUAAAUCCAGACUCCCAGCCUGCCAACUCAGCCUUGUCGAGGUCCCUGCUGGCCAAGUCUAAUAUCCUGCUGGGUGAUCCGCUCCGCAAUGGGGAUGUGAGGUCCUCACGGAAGCUUUGAGAGGGAGGAGACGGGAGCGAAUUUCUGGGCUGCAAGAAUCCACAGCCACAUCCUAAAUACUUAGACCGCAGUCUUCUACUCCCUUGGAUCCCUUUCUUGCCUCGCUUCUGCAUUUGAUUAGCAAAUUGCCCCCCCCCCCCCACCUCCCCGUAGGUACCUUUCCCCAAUUAGUCCCUCUUCCCUGUAUCUUUAUCUUUUCACCUCUCCUAAUAUCACAAGUAUUGUCCUUAAAGUGUGGGGUUUGGUGUGAUGUGGAUGCGGAUGACCCUGCUGGUGAAGAAAAUGGUUCACGCCGGUCCCCAUCCCUUUUACAUUCUGGCUAUUGUGCGCCCAUGAUUGACAAGACCACGAGGCUGAGCGCGCCCUGGAGAUUUUUCUAUAAAUGGCGUUAAAACCCUAGUCUAGACGAUUUACUCGGAUAGAAAGGAGACAAUUACCUUCUUGUUCUUUGUUGGUGAACCCUGGCAUCAGGGCUGACCUGGAAUUUAACAAGUUUUCCCUAAGCUAGCAGAGGAGGACAAAAACAACCCAGACCGCGCGGGCAGGGUAGGAAGUGAAGGGCAGUACUCUUGGGAGGCUCUUGUUUGGGCUGGUGCCUGGGCGUUCGAUUGACAGAUCAUUUUUUUGUUCACCUGGGUACCGGAACAGAGAACCCUGUGUGAUGGACUGCAGUAACGGAUGCUCCGCUGAAUACCUUGGAGAAGGAGGAUCAAAAGAGGUGGUGGAGACUUUCAGGGCUAAAGAUCUAAUAAUCACACCAGCCACCAUCUUGAAGGAAAAACCAGAUCCCAAUACUCUGGUUUUUGGAACUGUGUUUACGGAUCACAUGUUGACAGUGGAGUGGUCCUCUGAGUUUGGUUGGGAGAAACCUCACAUCAAGCCUUUUCAAAACCUGUCACUGCAUCCUGGAUCAUCGACUUUGCAUUAUGCAGUAGAAUUAUUUGAAGGUUUAAAGGCAUUUCGAGGCGUAGAUAAUAAAAUUCGACUGUUUCGGCCAGAACUCAACAUGGAGAGAAUGUGUAAGUCUGCUGUGAGAGCCACUUUGCCGGUGUUUGACAAGGAAGAGCUUCUGGAGUGUAUUCAGCAGCUUGUGCAGUUGGAUCAAGAAUGGGUGCCCUACUCCACCUCUGGCAGUCUCUACAUUCGUCCCACGUUUAUUGGAACUGAGCCUUCUCUUGGAGUCAAGAAGCCUACCAAAGCCCUGCUCUUUGUAAUCUUAAGCCCAGUGGGACCUUAUUUUUCAAGCGGAACCUUUAAUCCAGUAUCCCUGUGGGCCAACCCGAAGUAUGUCAGAGCCUGGAAAGGUGGGACUGGAGACUGCAAGAUGGGAGGGAAUUAUGGGUCGUCUCUUUUUGCCCAAUGUGAAGCAGCAGAGAAUGGUUGUCAGCAGGUUCUUUGGCUCUAUGGAGAGGAUAAUCAGAUAACGGAAGUCGGAACUAUGAAUCUUUUUCUUUACUGGAUAAAUGAAGAUGGAGAGGAAGAACUGGCAACUCCUCCGCUAGAUGGCAUCAUUCUUCCAGGAGUGACGAGGCGGUGCGUCCUGGACCUGGCGCACAAGUGGGGUGAAUUUAAAGUGUCAGAGAGGCACCUCACCAUGGACGACUUGACAACCGCCCUGGAGGGGAGCAGAGUGAGGGAGAUGUUUGGCUCUGGCACAGCAUGUGUUGUCUGCCCAGUUUCUGAUAUACUAUACAAGGGCGAGACGAUACACAUUCCAACUAUGGAGAAUGGUCCUAAGCUUGCAACCCGUAUCUUGGACAAAUUGACUGAUAUCCAGUAUGGAAGAGAAGAGAGCGACUGGACAAUCGUAUUAUCCUGAAUGAAAAAUGCCGAAAAUCUACUGUAUGCUUUUGGAAUAGACUGCUGCAUUUGAAUUGUGAUAGAUCUUUUUGCCUACCUGUUAGUAGUUGUGCAUAAUGUAGUUUGCAUUAUUAGUGUGUUACAAGAAUGACUUUUUUCCCCCCUUGUGCCAGAGAACAUGAAUCAUAAUUGUCAAAUGGUGUUUUGUAGGCUUGGUAGUAGUAGCUUACCUUCCUACCUUUUCCCAGAAAGAUAAUAAUGUAAGCCAUAUAACAGAAUUUUCCUUAAUAAUUUGAGUGCUUCCCUUAGUAGUUCACUCAGAUCCAAAAAUGUUUAUUAUUUAGUAUAAGGUAUGGCUCCUCAACCAAAUGAGAUGUGUGUGUGUGUGUCUGAAAGCUAAUUUGAAUACUUCAUAGGUAAUGUUUCUGGUGACACAUCAUUAGCCUCAGAAGCACUCAGAAAGUGCUUUAUUUUAAAAUGAAGAUUCUAAAGAAAAACUGGAUUUCCUUCCAUCAUUGUGUUUUUCAGGCCCUUAAGUCCACCUUAAGGUAAAUACCUCCCUUCUUCAGGUAUCUCAGUCUGCUGUGAGCUCACCUGUGCAUCCGUAAAACCUGGGCACGUUGCUGCCACUGCCUUUCCACAUGGCUUUGUAACUGGCUGCCCAUGGGCUCCUACCAGACUGACGGCCUAAUGCCUUAUAGAUCUUUGUAUCCCCAAUGCCUGGCACGUGGUAGGUACUCAGUAAAUGUUUGAUGCGAAUGAACAAACGAACAAAUGAACAUAUAGCUUCUAUAGAAGUAUACCUUCUCUGUUUCUGUAUUUUGAAACCUGUAUUAGAAUUUGUGAACAAUUCUGAUGGUGUGUAAUGUUUACCUCAUGUUGUCUUUAUUUUCCAUGGACUCCAAAGUCAUUAGAGAUACUGAGAGGCAUAGUUGCAGGCAUCGGUUCAUGUUUGCAGGGUAUCUUGGAGUGGAAGCAAUAACUCUAGAGAAUUCAUGAUAUCAUAGCAACCAAAUGAAAAUGACAGAUGUUACAUGUUAAGUGUUAAAUGCAAAAGAAAUCAGAGGUGAAGGGGAGGGGAGGAAAGAAGAGGAAUCCUCAAGUUUUUUCACUCUUUGUGCAGGUACUCUUUUCUGUUGACUGGGGAUUGAGGGAGCAUGUGGUUAGGAUACAGGGAGAGCAAUUACUGAUGAUAUUUUCCUUGUUUGGGAGCUGUGAAUUUAAAAUUGUAUCCUUUCCUGCUUUAUCUAUGGGAAAGUCAAAUCUUGACAGAAAACAUUUACCCUUGGUAGGUCAACUCUCAGACAUUGUAGUUUGCUUUCCCUCAGUCCUAAUAACUUUCAUCUUGCUGAUCAUAUUUCAUUCUCUUUUCGGAGCAAAGGAAAAACAUUCUAAAAGUUUGAUGCAUUGAAAACAUUUCCUCGAGGCAUUUAACAACACACAGCAAACGGGCUUUGAUUCUUUUCCAAAACUUUUAGCUGUAGGGUCUCUUUUAGAGAGGACUGGUAAAAUGAAAAUUAGAGAAGGCUAAGAUGAAAAGGAAUAGUAAAAAUAUCUUUUAGGGGCUUUUAAUUGGUGAUCUGCAGUCUGGGGCCAGUCCGUUCUCUGCAGCCUAAGGUACUCUUGACUCCCCUGCACAUGCUCAGUGAGGGUAUGCCUUUGCCUUUGCUGAGUCCCUUGACCUCCUUCUUAAUAUAGCAGUCCAGAAAAGAGUUUCAGGUAAUUUUAACUGUCAAGUAGCACAUAAUAACUAGACUCUAGCUCCCUUGAGAAAGGGAAAUUACUUGUUUGCCAUAAGUACAUUUUAUACUUUGCAUUUCUAAAUUUAGUUAGCCCAUUGUGAAAGCUAGAGAACACUAUGUUUAUAUGAUUUCUCUCAUAAAAACAUAAGAGCACGUUAAGCCCUUCCCACCAGACUCGGAGAAGACUAAGGAUAUGUAUUUUUAAAAACUAGAGACCUCCAUUCUCUUAAGUAAAAAAGACAGGAAAUUGACCUUGACACUCACUUGUUAAAUAGAUUUAAAAGGAACAUCUGCACUUCUUUUUUUCUUGUGCACUAUUUGUUUAAUUGCAGUGGAGUAAUACAGCAAGUGUCACAUUAUAACUAGGCAAUUAUCCAUUCUUCAAGACUUAGUUAUCUUAACACUAAUUGAUCAUUUAAGGCAUAAGAUAGUCUAACAUUAGGAACAUGUGAGGCUAAUCUGCUCAAAAAAGAUCAACAAAUUAAUAUUGUUGCUGAUAUUUGCAUAAUUGGCUGCAAUUAUUUAAUGUUUAAUUGGGUUGAUCAAAUGAGAUUCAGCAAUUCACAUGUGAAUGAAUAUAAACAGAACUAGUGGCACUUAAAAUGAUAAUGAUUAACUUAUUUUGCAUGUUCUCUUCCUCCCACUUUUUCCAGUUUUUACAAUAUCAGACCGAGUUUGUCAGCUUUGCCCGAAACACAUCAGUAAAAAUCAAGAUCUUAAAAUGCAGUAUUCUGACAUAGACAAGACCUGAGCAUUUCCCAAAGAGAUUUGCUAUUAGAAAAUUUUGGUUAUUAUUGUUAUAGUCACUAAUCAAGUAUUCAAUUCAUGACACACCGAAAGAAGGGUCUGGGUUAUGUACCACACCCUCUAUUAUAGCUGGCAGGUGAAUGCAUCGAUAUAAUACCUGUUUUAGCCUUUGCUCUCAAAAGCACAAAGGAAAAGGGAUAAGAAGGAAAUGACUAAUAACCCUUGUUAGGGAAUCAUGUUCUUUCUACUGAUAAACACUUCCAACUCUUCCCCUCCCCAAAAAAGACUGCUAUUAAAAAAAACAACACACAAACUAUGUGGUGGAAUGUGACGUCAGCUUUCCUGAAGAUGAGGGGAGCAUCCAUUACGCAUCCUGGAUUAAAGUUUCUCUCACCAAAUGAGUUUUAUUGCUUGAACAAAUUGUACCUAAACAGGUAGUCUUACUUGCCCCAAGUCUGAACACUCUUGGCCCUUUGGAGGCAAUGAAAGUAUUACUUUGUCAAAAACACUAUAGGAACUUUUUAUUAAGUCUGUGUUAGGGGGAUGGUGCUGUUGAAAGCAUCCAUCAUGAUAACCAUAUUUCUUUCCCUGUCCUACUUAAUGUCCGAUCAUGGUAUUCUGUUUCCCCUUUUUAAACCUGUUAGUUUUGCCUUUCCAAAACUGUUUGCCUUACCCUCAUAAUUGGGAAAACAGAAGACAAGCAGACGAGCAAAAGACUUACUGUUCACUUUGCAUGAGUUGUAUUUUUUGAAAUAUUUAAAGUAAUAUCAGAUGUACCAAGGCAAAGGACUUAGGGGUUUGAGAAACUCCUUAUUUCAUGUCCUGAUUCUAAAUACAACCAAAGAACCCUUCCUUUCAAUAUGGAUUUCUUCCUACAUGGAUAUGGAAAACCUUAGCAAGGGGUACAACUUUUCAAUAAAUAUUACUUGACAGACAAGAUCGUGGGGAUUACACAUCAGGUGAUAAGUGUUGAUGGAGCACCCACAAAUGUGCAUCUCACACAGCAGCAAUAGAUAGGAAGUUAGUUUUAGAAAAUAAAUAGCAUUACCUCUUGGAGUUUAUAGUCUGUUACUUGAACUAAUUUAAGAUAUAAAAGCAGAAUUUAGUAGCUAGAUUAUAAAGAGAGGAAGACCAGAGCAUAUCUCUCUUCUCAAGAAACCGCAAUAAGCAUUUCAUCUCACUUUUUGAGGAAAAUGUUCUGUUUUCAUUCCUUUCCUUUAGUGGAGUACUGCUUAGAAAGGUUAGUACUUAGGGUUAUUUGCCCCCUGGGUGUGUGGGGUAGUGACUUUCUGGCUUGCUAGUUACCAUCAACCUGGUACACUGUGUCUGCAUUCCUUUGGAGCAGUGUUGAGUUGUUAAGCUACAUCUAACAGAGCACAGCCUACUUCAGUCAGCAUCUUAAAGUCAAAGCCAGAUUACACUGAAAUAAAGAAAAUGAUCCUGGGAGUCAAUCUUUCAAGCUGUUUAAACCAUUAGCUAAAAGGUGAUAGAUCCAGCUACUCAGAAAAUAACUUUCACAUAACCAUGAUUUUUCACAGUUUGAGAUUUUGAAUAAGAAAGGCCACUUAAGGUACUGCAAAGAGAUUAAUUUUUUAUCAUUGCUGGAAAGCCCCUUUAAAAUGUGAAACCAGAAAAAGUAAUUUAUUUUUUCCAUCUUCAACAUACAUACCAUAAUAAAAGAUCUCUCAGAUAUUUAAAAUCUACUAGACGCAAGUGUUAAAGUUUUAAGUCAUCUGUCCAUGAUGGACCCAAUGAACAUGACCUAAAACCCAAGUUGCAUUGUAAUCAGUGUAUGUAACCCACUGUCAGAAUGGUGAGAAUUCAUGGAAGCUAUGAUACAGGAGUGGAUUAAAAUACAGUUUCAUUGGAUUUCUCUAGACACCCAAUAUCAAUUGCUGGGUUCCUUGUUGUCCAUUAUUGAAUUAUGGGAAAAAAUUAGUGAGAGACGUCAGAUGAAAAAUAAGAGAAAGUAGAAAUUAAAAUUUGCUUCUGGGUUGGCCUUCUUCCAGGUGUUGGGCUCUUUAGCCUUCAAUGUAGGUGCCAAACACAAGCCAUGCCAUUAAGAAGUGACUAUAGUAGCCAAUCCAUCAGAUGCUAGUACUAGGCCAUGACCUCAAGCUUGUAAUCCGAGGGUGUUGUUAUGUAGGAACCAUUUUAGGUUACUACCAAUUUGGAUGAGACUUUUUAAUAAUUGCAGAGUCUAUAAGAUCUAUUUCUUCAACCAGUUUUUUCUGACUCAUGGAACUUCUUGAAGCCCAAUAAUAUGUGACAAGGGGUAGAUUGUGGCCAUUUUUCCCCCUUAGAAAUACUAUUUACCACCUUUCUUUGGUGAAGAUUAACUAAUUUGGAAAUUGGCUAUUAUAUGUUGUUUUAAUGAAAAUUUGCAACAUGAAUUAAUUUCCCGAGGCCAGUUGGACGUGGACAUUGGAGUCGUUCCUAGGCUCAAACAAAGGAAUACAAAUAUCCUCAGUUUCUACAUUACUGAUAAGUUUUAAAAGAGUAUAGGAGUUAUGUCAAGAGUAUGGCUACAAUUAGAUUUUAAGUAUGUCUUAAAAAUAAGCUAGCCAACCCCUGCUGCAUAUGCAAAUUCUGCAGAUGUUUCUCUGGUCACUUAGAACAAGGAUGGUCCUACAGGAUCCUCAGCCAGCUGAUACAUGAAGCUGGAGCCAGACCUACACUCUCAAAGAACUUGUGCCUGCUUGAUAUGGCAGCCAAGGGCAAAUAAGUAGUUUGAGGCAGUUUUUAAAUCAGAGCUUAAGGAUAGGAACAGCAUCUAAGGUUAACCAGGGAAUUUGUAGAACCUAUUCUCUUGUAUCAGAAUCUGAUUGCAGUUACUGUUGGCAUGAUGAACCCUAGCCUCAAUUUCUCGUCUGUAGUCAUUUUUUUGAAGUUCUCUUUAAGAAGUAAGUAAGUAGGAGGAAAUAAACAUUGUAAAUGAGGAUUGGCUUUCAUGAAAAAUUGUUUAAGGUUAUGGUGAAAGGAUUUCGGCUGACUACAGUGUAAUAAUGGGAAUGUGGAAAAUACAGUGGGUAAAGGAAACUACCUCAUUCUCUGAAGGUUUUGUGGAAGCACAAUUAAACAUUCUAAAAUGGCUUUGUUGCACAAAAGCCAUCUGGUGUGAAGAACUCUAUAUUUGUAUGUCUAAAGGACCUGGAAUAAUUGUAUUUUGUUGGCAACAGAGACAUUCUUUAUUGUUUGCAGUUUCCUCAUCAAAUCAGCAAUUAUGCACAGUUUCUGUCAUCAAUAAAACAACUUAAAGGAA